This is a messenger RNA of Exophiala viscosa, 4728 nucleotides long. Its product is annotated as eukaryotic translation initiation factor 2-alpha kinase. Gene Ontology annotation, biological process: regulation of translational initiation by eIF2 alpha phosphorylation; DNA damage checkpoint signaling. The transcript is spliced from 2 exons. NCBI's taxonomy places the organism in Eukaryota, Fungi, Ascomycota, Eurotiomycetes, Chaetothyriales, Herpotrichiellaceae. The coding region runs from base 313 to 4680 and encodes 1455 amino acids. The record is from RefSeq and is a predicted model, not a curated record. Gene Ontology annotation, cellular component: nucleus; cytoplasm. Gene Ontology annotation, molecular function: protein binding; eukaryotic translation initiation factor 2alpha kinase activity; ATP binding.
GAAGAUUGAGACACCGGGAUUAAGGUCACCGGCGAAAUGUAACUCCGGCCCCGGAUAUGUCUUGGCCAUAACGAGGCUUCGACCGUGAAGUGAGUCAACCAAACAACUGUCUUUCUCUUCUUCCUCCAUCAACAACAAAACACAACGAAAAUGAACAACACAACCAUGAUAUAGGUGGUUGCGGCUGUCGCUGCGACCGCCUAGGCACGUUUACCCCUCGUCGGGGUUGUCGUUGCCAAGCCUCUCGAUAGAUCGCGCAGAACGCAAGCACACGACACCAGGUCCCUAAGGGGAUCUGAAGUGAAUGUCAGAAUGCCGGCCAAAAAGAAAACAAAACCGCUUCAGCCGCAGGCUUCAAAAUCCGAACCUGAGCCAACGCUUGCAGCUCCACCUUCAUUUGGACAAUCUCAUCGUAGUUUCGAGGAGGAAAUUGCGGAGUAUCCAGAGGUCCAGCGAAAUGAAUUUCUGACGACGAGAGCAAUCUAUCCUGACGAGUUCGAACGAGUUCGUGGACGAAAGGACGCCUGGCAGGCAAAGGAGAAUCUAGCCUUUCAAGUCAGGAUAGGCCCGCUUGAAGAUCGUGCAUAUUUCGUCAAACUGAUCUUCGAGUUUCCACGAGCAUAUCCAAAAGUGCUCCCGAAAAUUGACAUCCUUGACAUUCAGCCGAAAGACCCAGAAAUCCGACAACACAUUGAGCACAUCAUAUCCACAUAUCCGAAACAGUACCAGGGCAGUGAGUCUGUUUACGAAGUCAAUACCGCAAUCAUGGACUUCCUUGAUCAAGUCAGCUUGGACAAGGCAGCGAAGAAAGCCGAUAAAAGUCUUGAGGAAGAGCGUGUUGCCAAAGAAGCCCUUACCAAGAAACAGCUCGAAGAACAAGAAGAACGCGCCAGGAAGCAGCAAGCGGAACAGGUCGAAAAGGAUGAGACACUUCUCGAGUCACAAGUUUCACACGAAAAGCAACGCCGUCUCAAGACGACAUUAUCCCGCAAAUCUACCGGAGAGGACAAUGCAGAUCUUUACGACGUUCCUGAAGAUCCUGUCCGGUUUGAUCAGUCCAUGACAUUGCGAGACAUAGGAACAACCAUGCCCUUCAAAUUCAAAGCAGUAGUGGGAAGAUCAGUCAUACUCAAGCGCAAAGACAAGAAGGUCAUGAUCGUGGCUCCACGUGUUGACACCGAACGAGUUCAGGCACCACAACUCCUCCUGAAAGAUAUCUACCUUCCCGAAAGCAUAGCUCCGAAGGGUGAAUUGCAAAAGUGCAUGGAGAUUGUCGAAGAAGAUUUGGAAUCUUCGAAGCAGCAUCAUCACCUAAAUGUCGUGGACUUGAUCAAUUACAAGAUCGAACAUAUGAACCUCGAGGAUGGCACUGGACAGUGGAAGCUUUCGGUUCUUUCAGAAUAUGCCAAUGGGAAAUCCCUUACCGACCUGCUGGACUAUGCAGAAGCUUUGAGUGCGGCCAAGAUUCGCUCAUGGACUCGACAGCUGGCCGAUGCGCUAGUGUUCUUUGAUCAGCAAGGCUACGUCCAUCCUGCCGUACAUGCUGGUAACGUCAUGUUGUUUCGCUCUCCCACUGGCGGUAUCACUGUCAAGCUGUCCGACGGCUACGGCACCCAGCUCAGAGAGCUUGUCAUGGCAGCUUCCGAAACAUCUGCACCUGCGGACAACUGGACAGCUCCCGAAUUGGAGACCAGCAAGCCUCAAAGAACAAACAAGACGUGCAUCUGGGAACUGGGGGUUGUUAUCAUGCAAAUGGCACUUGGGAAAGACGUUAAAGAAAUGUAUCUUGAUCCGACCAACGUGCUUGUGGGGUGCGCCUUUCAUGACAGUAUCGAAAGAUUACUGGGGGAAAUGUUUGCCAGCAGACCAGGCAGUCGGCCAAGUGCAUUUGAACUGACUCGAAAAGCAUUCUUCUUCGAAGAACGCAUCCCAAUCUUUCAGAAUCAUUCACCCACACUACCGAACACGCCCAAUCUGCGAAGAAGAUAUAGCGGGAAGUCUGGAGUCUCUCGCUAUGAAAGUGAAUGGGAGGAGAUUGAGUGUCUUGGGAGAGGAGGCUUUGGAGCGGUCUUCCGAGCGCGACUGAAACUGGACGGCCAAAUCUACGCAGUUAAGAAGAUUCCCAGCAGAUCAAUUAAGAAGCUGGAAGAGAUUCUUGCAGAAGUCACCUUGCUGGCCAAGCUCAAUCAUCAGUACGUUGUUAGGUACUUUACAGCAUGGUACGAGAACGAGCAGGACAACCGAAUCGAAGACUUGCCUCCACCAGCAAUCCGCCCCAAAUCUGCACGGCAACCGUUACCUCUGAGCACUGGUCACGAUUUCAUGGAACCAUCGGUCUACCGCCAUCAAGGUCCUGAGUUCAGCGAUGACGACGGCGACAUGUUCGGAUAUCAGCCACCUCCACCAAUUGAUGAAGAAGAUGGUUACGACGAUGAUCCCUUCGGGUCUGAUCCAGAACCUGACCGUGAACAAGAUGAGCAGCCUAGCGAUCCGUUUGCUGUACGAUACCCGACAAGUCAUGAUCUCCAACAAGACAAUGCCGACGACGACCCUUUUGCUAGCGCUGAGUCGCCCCCGAAUUCUGCGGUGCCUGUACGAACACGCAGUCCACCUCGUAGUGAGGUCACAAGCCUGUACAUCCAGAUGGAAUUCUGCGAAGGACAGGAUUUGAGAAGUCGAAUUGCUCAAGGCCUCUACAAAGAUGUGGACGCUGUCUGGAGAUUAUUCCGCCGUAUCGUCGAGGGACUGGCUUAUGUCCAUGCUCUUGGUGUCGUUCAUCGAGAUCUCAAACCCGAAAACAUAUUCUUGGACGCUCUUGACAAUCCCAAGAUUGGCGAUUUUGGACUUGCAACUGCAGGACAAGCAGUAUCAAAAGCUCAAGCUUCAGCACCUGGUAUGACCACAACGAAUAAAUCUACUGGAGUCGGAACUAGAGGUUACACCGCGCCUGAACUGAUGUCGCAUGGAAGCAAAUAUGACGCCCGAGCAGACAUGUACUCCCUUGGUGUUAUGUUCUACGAAAUGUGUUAUCCUUUCAGAACCGGGACAGAAAGAGCCGAGGGAAUGCAGUAUCUUGCCGUGAACCCACCCAUCUUACCCGAUUUCUUCAAAGAAGACAUUCAUCAGACACAAGGGGAAGUCAUCCUUGAACUCACAAAUCGGGACCAAGAGCUACGACCCACUGCGAGACAACUACUUGAUGGCGGAAAGGUACCUGAACCUCUUGAGGAAGAAAAAUUCCAACGUCACAUCGACAGAUUGGCGGAGCAACGUCCAGAAGAGUAUCAAUCCGUGGUCAACAAGUUUUUCAACAAGCCUAACAGUACGGUGUCAAGCCUUGCAUGGGAAGAUACGUCAGGAAAGAGUAUGACCACCGUAGAUCCUGUCCUCUGGACCUCUACAUGUGAACAUCUAAAGGAGAUUUUCCGUCGACACGGUGCGGUUGAAACUGCCAGACAAGGCAUGGUUCCGAGAGCAGGCUUUACAACAAAUCCAGCAGUUUUCCUUGACACUUCUGGCUUGGUCGUGCAGCUACCGGAAGACCUCACUUUGCCAUUUGCGCGAACACUCGGUCAGAGUCCCCAUAACUAUGCAAAGACCUACUGCUUUGGUACUGUUUAUCGUGCCACCGCCCCAGGCGUUCAACCAAGACAUGUUCCUGAAGUGGACUUCGACUUUGUCUCACACGGCGACAAUGACUUAUCAAUCAAAGAGGCAGAAGUCAUCAAGGUCCUGGACGAAAUCCUGAAUGAAUUCCCUGUUCUUGCUGCUCGAAAAUGGGCUAUCUACGUUACUCACACUGACUUGAUGGACAUCAUUCUCGAUUUCUGCCGGAUCAAAGCCCACGAAAGCCGAAAGGUCAAACAGGCGCUCUCUCACCUCAACAUUGGGGACAAAACCUGGCCUGAUAUCCGAAAGGAACUCCGCAGCUCGGCCAUGAACAUCGCUGAGACCUCUGUCACCGACCUGGCACGGUUCAACUUGGAAGGGGACGUCGACAAGAUCCGCAACCGGCUCACACAGCUGUUUGGCGAGGGUGAGCACCUCAGCAAGACCCUCCCCCUUUUGGCCCGUCUCGAUGAGGUCCUUCAAUACCUCAAACGAAUGAACGUUCGUACUGAGAUCCUGGUCGCCCCCUUGAGGAACGUGCUCAAUUCUGAGCAUUUGUAUCGUGGCAGCCUCCUUUUCCAGUGCAUGGACAAGAGCUUUAGAAGGGCUCUUGCCGUGGGAGGGAGGUACGACGCGUUGAUACAAGAGUUUCAGACAAAGUCUGAAAGGGGGUCGACCAGGUCGGUGGGCUUCCGCCUGAACGUUGUCGACCUGGUCGCCUACGUUCGUGGGCCAAAGGCGGCCAAGCAUACGACGGACGCCAGACAGGCACCGCGUUGCUUCUGUGACGUUCUCGUCACCAGUUUCGAUGCCGCAACGCUGAAAAGCGGGUGCGUGGAGCUUGUUUCGUCUUUGUGGAGUGCCGGCCUCAGUGCCGAGUUGUCAGAGGAGUUCCGCUCCCUCGAGGAGUUGGAGAGGGCGUACAAAGACGCCAACUUCUGGUUGGUGAUUGUGAGGGGAGGGGCGGGCGACAGAGGGUUGAAGGUGCGCAGCCCCUCCCGCUCAGAGUACGAAGUCAAGGCGGUGGAGCUGGUGUCGUUUUUGCGCCUAAACAUGGCGAAGAAUAGAUAGGGUGGGCUGUUUCCUUGUUUUCAAUGAUACCAAUCACGUUUUCACACC